AUGAGAAGAGGAGUUGGGCCAGCAUCAUUGAGACCCAGAAAUGAUGCAGCUAACUUUGGAACACAAAUUGAGUGCAGAGCCACGACCAUGAUCACCGCAUCCACCAUCACCACCAAACUAGUUCAUCGUGAUUCCGUUCUCCCUCAGUCAAGGCCUAUAGUUUCUUUCCCCGAUGAUGACAUUCGUGGUAGUGUCAUUCCAGAAUAUAGAGGCUCCACUUUUUUUGUCAACUUAUCAAUUGGGGAUCCACCCGUCCCACAGCUACUAACAAUGGAUACUGGUAGCAGUCUAACAUGGGUUCACUGCCAACCUUGUAGUGAAUGCUAUCCACCAACUAGAACUACCCCUAUCUUCGAUCCAUUGAAAUCAUCGACUUACAAUGAUAUUUCUUGUUAUGUUAACUAUUGUGAUUCAAAUAUUAAUGGGAUUUGUGACUCUACAGACCAAUGUAACUAUUCCAUCAAAUAUGCUGAUAGGACAACAAGCGUAGGGGAUCUUGGCACGGAGAAGCUCUCAUUUGUGACGUCUACAGAUGACUUGAUAGAUGUCUCCAAUGUUGUUUUUGGCUGCGGGCAUAAAUAUAAUGCGGGCAAUGGUGCACUAACAAAUGGGGUUCUUGGACUUGGUUUUCAAAAGAUAUCGUUAGUCUCCAAACUCUCUUCCAAAUUUUCUUAUUGCCUUGGGGAUAUAGGAGAUCAUCAUUAUAUCUACAACCAACUUAUCCUAGGGGACGGGGCGAUUAUUGAAGGUGAUUCAACGCCACUUGAACUAUAUGAUGGUCAUUACUAUAUAACCUUAGAAAGCAUAAGGGUAGGAGAGACCCUACUUGGCAUAGAUCCGAACAUCUUCAAAAGAACAUCCAGUACAGAUGGGGUAGUUAUCGACUCGGGAGCUACACUAAUGUAUCUCAGAAGAGCUGCAUAUGAACAACUUAAAUCAGAAAUUCAAAAUUUAAUAGGAGGCCUGCUACCGCAAAUUAACGGCCAAGACUUGUGCUACCUAGGAAUACUAAACAAAGACCUCAAAGGGUUUCCGGUUGUUACGCUAAACUUGGCUGGCGGAGCGGAUUUAGUGCUAGACAUAACAAGCAUGUUUAGACAGCAGCGGAAUGGAUUAGUUUGCAUGGCAGUGAAAAUAUCCGAGGAUAAUGGAAUUGGGACAAUGAGUAUUAUUGGAGUGAUGGCUCAACAGAAUUACAAUGUUGCCUAUGACCUAACAACAAUGAAGCUCUAUUUGCAGAGGAUUGACUGUGAGCUUCUACAGAAUUGA
Messenger RNA from Ilex paraguariensis (yerba mate), 1269 nucleotides. The record is from the annotation of a GenBank genome assembly. NCBI's taxonomy places the organism in Eukaryota, Viridiplantae, Streptophyta, Magnoliopsida, Aquifoliales, Aquifoliaceae.